AUGGAUUCUCAGGGCGAUUUCAUGAAAUUCGAAUGUUAUGUGUCUUCACUUGGAGAUCCACCAAUUACAUGGUCGUGGUAUUGUGGGGAAGAGGUGAUGAAAAAUGUUACAUUUUCAGGCACUUACAAUUACAUGAAUUUCACUGCACUAUGGAAUCACGACAGAAAACUUUGCUACUGCAGAGCAAAAUCACCUUCUACUGUUUUAUUCUACGACGAAACCUCUCGGUAUCGAUACCAGAUGCGUGUUUAUCAUUCACCUCGGACACGACCAAAGAUCUAUCCUGUGUCUCCUACAACUGUAGGGAGCGGUGAGUACGUUACCAUCAAGUGUAAUCUUACAACACUGGGCUAUCCACAAAUAUCAUGGAGAUGGAUAUGUGACGAUCUGCCUCCCCUGAAUGGAGUAGACCUAGGAACAGAGACUUACUUAGAAAUCAAAGUAACUGCACGACACAAUGGGAUGGCUUGCAGAUGUAGAGGAAUAUCUUCCUCUAUCUAUGUAUACGAUGAGCUUUCAGAUCCAGUCACAAUCUUUCUUUACUUCCAGACAGAGUCACAAGAAAUAACCCCAGAAGCUGGACUUGCUAAAGAAUGUAUAAAAGCUACGGCUUUUGGAACAACUACUGGGCUACUGUCAACUAUUGUCAUUGCUUUAAGCUCUGUCCUCCUGAUACAGUAUAUAAGAAAAAAGAAAGGAAACGUUUGUUCUUGUGGACAUUCUGAAAAAAACGAAGAGGAAAAAGCAAGCAGUAUUUAUAAAUGA
Saccostrea cuccullata (small rock oyster) is the source of this 765-nucleotide messenger RNA. RefSeq lists its product as uncharacterized. Lineage: Eukaryota; Metazoa; Mollusca; Bivalvia; Ostreida; Ostreidae. The coding region runs from base 1 to 765 and encodes 254 amino acids. The transcript has 6 exons. The record is from RefSeq and is a predicted model, not a curated record.